Molecule: messenger RNA, 2563 nt
Organism: Cheilinus undulatus (humphead wrasse)
Lineage: Eukaryota; Metazoa; Chordata; Actinopteri; Labriformes; Labridae
Exons: 7
Coding region: 675-1367 (230 amino acids)
Source: RefSeq, a predicted model, not a curated record
UAUUCACAAGUGUUUUAUCAUGAUUUGAGUCAGUAUCAGUGAAUCUACUUUUUACAACCUCAAAGCAGACAGAGACCCCUUUUAACAACGGUGAUGUAUGUAUAAUCAUGAUUAAAAAAAAAUUAAAAAUCCCAGUAGAUGUCCUUUUAAAAAAAGGCUCCUACUUUCACAAUAAUGAAAACGAAUAGUUGCCCUUCUUUAAAAUAAUUUUCGCCCCUGCCCCUCAGAAACGCUGAGUCCGCCAUUGUUGCGUUGCAUAUUUACAAUACAAAAUACAACAUCUGUAAGCUUUCGCUUUUAUAAACUUUAAUCCAGCGACCUCCUUCCGUCACAGCUUUUAUUUCGAAAGUCUCGAGCGGAAGUUCCUCCCCCUCCGCUUUGCGCGCUCCCGCGAUGUUUUGGGAACAUUCGGUGCCCCGGCGAGCGCGCGCAUCCAGGACUGUAGCUGCCUGUCAUCGCUCGUGCUGACAUCACAGAGGAUUUGCUACAAUGUCAAACACUUACAAGCAGCGCGAGCUCAUGGCUUCUUCUUUCCCGCGCCACAAUGAGAAGCCCCGCCGCGUGCUGCUGCUCAUCCUCUGAACACAGAAGCUGCUCCACUUCGUAUGGGUUUCUUCCAUCGUCCUGAACAGGAUGAGCAGGUCUAUGUGAGCGUGUGAGCCAGGUCAGAGGUCAUGCUGCGGAGGGAAUCUGACUCCCACGGCCUGUUUUCCUCCGGAGAGACGUCUGACAAUGACUGUGAGAUGGGGGCGAGCUGUGGAGAGGUAGAUGUAGUGUGUCUGUGCGAGGCCGGUCCCUGUACACUUUAUUCAGAAGCACACACGCCUACGCCGGACUCACUGCUGUGUGAACACUGUGGAAAAAACAGAGUCAUGGUGACCAGGUACUCUGAAGGAUAUGGCACAGAGGAGGAGUGCGUACUGUCCGACCCUCAGGGAGAGAGUGAUGCAGACGCUGACAUAGAGGACACCGACUGCAGACUCCAGGAGCCAGGUUCUCUCCAGCGAAUCAGCUCACGGAGACGCAAGCGCCCACGGGUAGCGCGGCAAGACACCACGGAGAGCGAAGACGAUGGCGGGCGGAGCCACAGGACUCAUCGAUGGAACCUCAGGCUCAGCCCUGACAGAGCUCAGAGCAGGACCAUACUGGAGGAGAGCAUAUCACAGGUCCGGCCUCUGGUCAUCUGCCGCCCGAACGCAGAGAAGCAUAAGAGUCAGAUGGAUCUGCCCCGAGACUCCGGACGUCUGAUGUCUCUGUGGCCUCCGUCCCUCUCUCUUCCUCUCAUCCUCCUCCUCUCUCUGCCUGUCUCUCUCUCCCUUGUCAUUGUCAUCGUGUCUUUCUUUAUACCGUGGGCUACGAGCGCUUGACCAAUAGGAUAGUUUCCAGAAAAUUCGCCGCCAACAUGUGAAACUUAGUGAAUAUAGCACAAAAGGGAAAAAGAAAAACGGUGCUUUAACAGGUUUGAAGACUAAUUUAAGAUGUUUGAAUAGACCCUGCUUGAGUUUCUCUACGUGUGGAGGGAUUUAAAAUAAAUAUGAAAUUUUUAUUCUGCACAUUUUACGUCCACAUUCUGUUCUUGAAAAAAGCAACCACCGACUGCUUGCUUUUGCCUCAUAAAAUCUCACCUUCCAUCUCACUUUCUCACCCCCUCGUUGGUAAAAAUAGACCUCUCAUCUCGCUCCUUAUUCUAACAAGCCACAGGAGUGAUACCUGGGGUGGGGGAGGGCCUUCAGGACUGCGCAGGUACACGCAAAGAGGAAAAAUUACAAAUAAUAACACCGACGAAGCUGCUGAACUAUGCAAUCCCUCCGUUCCUACAGCGCCGUAUGUACCGCUGUUUCCAGACAUCUCUGAUUUCUUUGGCACUGUCGUCACCUUCUUGGCCCUUCCCGUUUUUCUCUCUGAGGUUUAUACUUUAUGAAUGCAGGGAUGCUAAAAUAGAGCAUGACCUAAUUAUAAAAGCAAUAGGAGGAGGGAUAUGAUAUCGCUCAGAAUGCGUGUGAGAGGACUACAUGUGUUAUUUGACUUGAUGCAGAUUGAUGUAAUAACAGGUGGUUCCUUCUUCUUCUCUUUUUCCUGGCUGCACUUGUGUACAUUUUUAGUCAAAGAAACCGACCUCAAAAGAAAAUGAGCUUUAGUAGAAUUUAAUAAUGUUUAAAAAAAAGUCUUAAAGUUGAACGGUUGCAAUCAUGUUUAGUAAUAUUUAUGUUUAUAUUUAUGAAUCAUUAUUUAUGAGGAAAAAUGAGCUUGACAAUCAGUCAUGCUAAUUAUUUCAGACUGAAAUAAUCGGGAUAAAAGCCAUGUUAUUGUGGCUUUUCUGCACUGUGUAUUUAAUGUCAUGUUGUUUUUCUAUGUUUCUUUUUUAACUUAUGGUCCUUUUAGCACACCGCACUAGGGUUAUAGAACAGUAUUAUUUUGAAAUUUAGAUCAUGUUUAGUACCCUUUUUCUCUUCCUGCCUGUUGUAUUGCCUGUCUUGAAUCUUGAAUUUAAUUUCACUGUGUUUGUUCAGUGUUCUGUGUUUUAAGGAGCCUUAGGCGCUCAAUAAACUAGAUUGUAUUUUGA